This is a messenger RNA of Sclerotinia borealis F-4128, 1794 nucleotides long. The record is from the annotation of a GenBank genome assembly. Lineage: Eukaryota; Fungi; Ascomycota; Leotiomycetes; Helotiales; Sclerotiniaceae.
AUGUCUGAACGAAAUAUUUCCAUCGCUUCGAAGCAUUUUAGAGGGGGUGUAGACUCCAAUAUGGCCGCACCCGCAGCUUCCAAAAGCAAACCCGAAAUAAUUACGAGGACGACCAAAGGAGGGAGGAAACUCAAAUACACGUUGACGGUAAUCCAACAACCUGAACGUGCAAGAGCUUGUGGUUCGGGGGCAAAGUCAUCUGCCGAUCGACGGCCCGUUGACCCUCCUCCCGUGGUUCAACUUCGCAUUUACGAUGAAACCGAACCUCGACAAGAGAAGGAGAUAACGUUCCACUAUAAUGCAAACUUCUUUCUUUUUGCAACCUUAGAAGUGGCUCGGACAAUCGCUCAAGGUCGUGUACAAAAUUCGGCUCCUCAAGUACCUGUUUUGACGGGCAUGCCAGUCUCUGGAAUGGCAUACUUGGAUAGACCUAACGAAGCUGGAUACUUUAUUUUCCCCGAUUUGUCUGUUCGACAUGAGGGCCAGUACAAGUUAAGCUUCAAUCUCUAUGAGGAGACCAAGGAGGAGAAUGAUACCGAUAUCGAACCUUCAAAUGAAUCAAGCAUGCGAAAGAUGUCGAGCGCUGCAGCGGACGCGGAAUCGUCUUUUGAUUGGCGCAUGGAGCUUAAAUCUGAACAAUUUACUGUAUACAGUGCGAAGAAAUUCCCUGGGCUCACCGAAAGCACCGAUUUGAGCAGGACCGUUGCGGAACAAGGUUGCCGAGUUCGUAUUAGACGUGAUGUAAGAAUGAGAAGGAGAGAUACAAAGCCUGGAGGUGAUUUUGGCGAGAACGAGGAUGAAUACCCACAAAGGGGACGUGCUACAUCACCUCCAUAUGAUUACGCUACCCAAGUUGUCAAACAGAGAGCUCUGAGCGCGAGCAGUAAUGAUGAUCCACAGCAGAGGCGUGGAUCAGGAGAAUUUUCACCAUAUCAUACGCCUUCGGGUUCUCCAUCGUCAACUCACGCUCUUCCACCCAAUGGCGGACAACUGAAUUGGAUAGCGCAAGCUGGAUUUGCUCCCGGGGCCGUACAGUCAUUACAACCUCCACGUCCACGUCCACCUCCCUCUUCAUAUCAACAGCCAAUAUCGGCUGCUUAUUCUAAUCAAGGACCGUCGGCACCAUUUCGUCAGCAAGUACCUCAAGGUCCACCUCCGCAUCCAGGAAAUUACGCUGGCUUCGAGGAGAGGCAGCCUUAUAGCCAAUAUCGUCAUCCCACGACCAAUCCUCCUCAACCACGAUCGUUUGAAUCAGACUACCGAAGAAUGUCGUUUGCAUAUCAAGUAUCCACUGCACCUCAAGGCCCUCAACUUAUUGCCCCUGCUGUUCAAAAUCCUCCUCAUAGCCAACAAUCAGUGGAACCUACUUAUAGCCGUAAUCCUCCUACGACUGCGUAUCCCACUAGUUAUCAGGAUUCGAUCGACCUCGCACCACUGAGAACAGAGCAACCCGCAGCUAUGUCUCCGCUUGCCCCGGUAAUGUCCAUCUCUCGUAUGCCACCAAACCUGGCCCCCAUGCCAAGUCCUAUGCCAAACCACAACUACAACAAGCUAGAGAGAUCUAUGUCGUAUAACCAAUACACUCCCAUUGAGGUAGACCCAGCACAACCCGCCAAUAAGAGAAGCUUUGGUGAUGUUUUCAGCACUGCUCACGAGCCGCUACAUAACGGUAGACGACCAAGCGCCAUUUCCCAACAAGAAGAAGAGGCGGAAGAAAAUAGGUUCAGAAAUGAAAUGAUUUACAAGCGGGCUAAUGGUCAAGUUCAACAAAAACCCGCUCCUUACCUCAACUAG